AUGGACUAUCGUGAUCCUUUUAAGGAUUUGACCUUUGACGGUCGCCCUGGUCAGUACCGAGAGUUCAGACGGAAGGUGAUUCUAUCCGUAGCUGCACUGGAAGACAAGAACCAGCACUUGGCAGGACCGAAGCUUUUGAGUUGCCUGUCAGGUGAAGCUUGGAGAUGCACCGAACACCUAUCUGUUGCUGAGCUACGUUCUGACAAAGGAUGGCUGCUCGUUUUGGAUACACUGGAUAAGCACUAUAGACACUUGCCUGAGGUAGAGCUGCAUGAGUCAAUAGAUGAAUUCCUUUUCCAUUUGAAGAAACGACCAGCUGAAGGAACAACAGCAUUUUCAGCUAGGUUCAAGACCGCCUUGAGUCGCCUGGAAAAUCUGAUACAACAGGAACGUGAAGCUGCACAUGCCAAACGCCGCAAACGUGGUGAUUCCAAGCGUCGUUUGGAGCCUGCAUCACCUGUUGCCAGUUCCUUGGAAGAUUCUGAUGAUUUGCCACGCCGGCAAUCGGAAAGUGCUGAACAUACCGAUGACACCGAUGAGAAUGUCGAGCCUCCUGCUCAAGCUGAACCGGAAGUGCCUGAGCCACCACCAGCCCAGGCCAAAGCCUCAGGUGCCGAACCUUCGGAGCCUCAGCCGAAGGCAGUGCCACGACGUGCCCCUUCUGCUGCAUCUGAAUUUGCAAGUGGUAGAGAUUCAGUUCGCAGUUCGAUGAAGGGUUCCAAGAAAGCCAAAUCAACCACUGGUACUGAGAAAGGAGAUGUCGACAAAGCAAAGCAAACAAUGCAGAGAAUGCUUGGCACCCUAGAGCCAUCACACAGAAAGCCAAAGCCGAUUUUCCCUCAGUCUGUUCUUGGACACCUUUUCAUGCGGAAGUUUGGAUUGAAUCGUGAGCAACGCACUUUGGUGAUUCGUUCAACUGGUGGUAGUUCCCGAUUUUUGGAUGCGGAAAGAAUUUUGCGUGCCUCAGACUUGGAAGACCAACGAGAAGACCGCAAACCACCCAAGAUCCAACUGAAACCUGGACGCCGUGAGGCGUAUGCUGUUCAAGAACAAGAUGAUGAGAGUUCCUCCAUCGACAUGCCCAUCAGCGAUUCAGGCGAUGAUGAUGCCGAGGUCUACAUGGGUGAGGACAAUGGGGAAAAUGAUGAAAGUGAAGAUGAGUUGGCUGAAGUGUUUGAAAUGCAGAAAAAGGCAAAAAGGGAUUUCCGUAAGAACUACAAAACAUACAAAGAGACCAAGAAAAAGGUCAAAGAGAUAAAGAAAUCCAGAGCUGGCCCAUCAACAUACUAUCCAGUUGUCGCUGUUCCACCCGAUGGUUCUGCAGCUGGUAGCUCACAGGGUUCAACUCUCAAGCCCUUCAAGCCUGAUUCCAAAGUUUCCAAGAGGAAAGGUGAUGGUAAAGGUCCCAAGUCAUCUGGAAGAAAAGAAGAUGUAAAUCUUACACAAGCCGAGAUCGCAAGCCAUUUUUCCUACAUGAUCACCGAGUUCAACCUUUCCUGCACAACUGAUUCUACAGCAGAUGAUGUGUUUUUGGCCUCCAUUCCUCAGGGAUAUGCCAUCGUUGACACAGGUUGUACCACGUCAGUGAUAGGUUUGGAAACCGCCAAGAGCCUUGUCGAGCACUUCAAGGAGAAUGGGUUUCCGCCUCCAGUCGAGGUCAACCUGCCUGCUCUGGAGCUGAAAGGUUUUAACGGGAAAACAGAGACCACCACUGCCGGUCUCAAGUGGAUCAGAAGCCCUUCAGAGGAACGCCGACCUGUGAAUCCAAUGAGCGUUGCCAUUUUUGCAUUCCGGCAUGUUGACAGUGACCAUGUCAAAUCACAUGAAGCUGCCUGCGCAUCACCCACCGAUAAUGAACUCCCAGUAGAAGCACUCUAUGAAGAUGUAAGUUGGGUUGAAUUAGAUAACAAACUGCCCAUGACAGACAGCAGUGUCCACAACUUGAAGAAAAGCAUUGGCUCCUUGCGCAAAGCCAGUCUUCGCCUGGUCCUGUCCCGUCUUGCCACAAAUCCGAAGCAAGUCCGUGCCGAGCUGAAACAAUGGCUUGGUGAUCAAGCUUCCAAGUUGGAUUGCAAAGUUGGUUUGAUAGAGGUUUUCACUGGCAGAGCACGUUUGUCCGAAGAGUAUGAGAAACAAACUGGAAAGGCGAGCAUCCGACUUGGUCUGCAGUAUGGCCAGGACUUCACGAAGUUGCAUGAUCGUAGAUGCCUCCUUUAG
Messenger RNA from Cladocopium goreaui, 2217 nucleotides. Lineage: Eukaryota; Dinophyceae; Suessiales; Symbiodiniaceae. The record is from the annotation of a GenBank genome assembly.